CUCAGCGGGCGGUUGAACCCACGUCCAGAGCCCGGCAGAGAUGACUUAAACAGCGGAUGACUGAACCAUUUACACCCGCUUUAAACUUUUAUCGGAGUAUAAUGAAAGGAUGAAAGAAGACUCGAUAUGCUCCCACAGGACAAUGAAGAGCUAUUUUACACCAACUCGGAGUUAGUGAACCGAUGAUUUUUGUGUAAAAAUCUUCGUUAAGACAUGGCAAACGUUAAAGUUGCGGUUCGUGUUCGUCCUCCCAACGCAAGGGAGAGUGCAGAUGGAGGAAGGUUUGCAGUACAGGUGGAGGACAAGUUUGUGAAGAUUCGAAAUGUAAAGUUGGAUGGACGCACUGAUGGUGCUGUAGAUUCAAGGGAAAAGUUGCUGGAGUUUUGCUUUGACUACUGCUACUGGUCAGUGGACCCUGCAGACCCUCACUAUGCCUCACAGGAGGAGGUAUUCCAGGACCUGGGUGUGUCGGUGCUGUCUGGAGCCUCUGAGGGCUACAACAUUUGUCUAUUUGCUUAUGGCCAAACAGGAUCUGGAAAGACGUACACAAUGAUGGGGACAUCGGGCUCCAUUGGAUUGACACCUCGGAUCUGUCAGGGCCUCUUCAGGUCUGAAGACACUUUCCCUGACGGGCAAAACUCAAGCAGAGUGGAGAUUAGCUUCCUGGAGAUCUACAAUGAACGUGUGCGGGACCUGCUUCGAGGGGGAGGAGAGCAGAAAAAGAGAGCCGCCCUGAGAGUCCGAGAACACCCAGACAAAGGACCUUAUGUACAAGACCUUUCACAGCACGUGGUCUCAGACUGCAAGCAGGCCAUGGACCUUUUGGAGGAAGGCAUCGCCAACCGCAUCACUGCAGCAACCCACAACCAUGAUGCCAGCAGCAGAUCCCACGCCAUCUUCACCAUCCAGUACACACAGGCAAUCCUCGAAAACAACCUCCCUUCAGAAACUGUCAGCAAGAUUAACCUGGUGGACUUGGCAGGGAGUGAGCGUGCAGACCCAAAUUACUGCAGGGACAGACUGACAGAGGGCUCUAACAUCAACAAGUCAUUGGUUACCUUAGGCAUCGUCAUAUCAGCUCUUGCCCAGAACUCCCAGAUGUCCAGCAGCUGUCAGAGUAUCAACAGCGUGGCCUCUGAGGGCGAUGGCAGCACCAUUGGUAGCCACAGCAGCUCCCUGUCUGGAGGAGGAGGAGGUGCGAGAAGGCACUGCUUCAUCCCCUACAGAGACUCGGUCCUAACCUGGCUGCUGAAAGACAGCCUGGGCGGCAACUCAAAGACCAUCAUGAUUGCAACUGUGUCACCCUCUGCUACCAGCUACAACGAGACCCUCAGCACCCUGCGCUAUGCUGCCCAUGCCAGGAAUAUUGUCAACAAGCCUCGUGUUAAUGAGGACGCCAACGUUCGGCUGAUCAGGGAACUCAGAGAGGAGAUUGACAGGCUGAAGAGCAUGCUGCUCAGCUUUGAAAUGCAGAGGAAUCCCAGUCCAUCACUGAGUGAUGAGAGGGAUGGAAACCUUUCUGACAUUGUGCUGCAGAACGAACUCAAGGUGGAGCAGCUCACAAAGGAUUGGUCAGAGAGCUGGAGAGACAAGAAGGAGCUGCUGGAGCAGUACAGCGUGGACAUCAACAGAGACCAGGCUGGAUUCCUCAUCAAUUCCCUCCAGCCGCAUCUGGUUUCUCUGGACAGAGAUGUUCUCAGUACCGGGGUCGUCUUCUAUCACCUCAGGGAAGGAGUUACCCACAUUGGACUGCAGGAACACUCUGGAGAGCAACAAAUAGUCCUGCAGGGCAGUGCCAGCUGUGAGAUUGAAAACCACGGAGGUGUUGUAACACUGAGACCACUGCCGGGCUGUGUCUGUCUGCUGAACGAUAGAGAGGUCACCGAGCCCUGCAGACUGGCUCAAGGGAUGAUAAUCACCUUGGGAGGAGUGCAUAAGUUUCGUUUCAACCACCCGGCAGAGGCAGCCGUGCUCAGGGAACGCAGACGGGCCAGUGAAAGCGGCAUGACCUGCACCUACAUUGAUCUGUGCCCUUUGAGUCCUGACCACAGUGCUGAAGAAGUAAAACUCCAAGGGCAGCUGGGAGACUGUCUUCCCCCAAGUGAGGAGCCUACUGCGAGGCAGCGUGUGGAGGUACAGCAACGCUACGUGGAGAGUUUGAGACAGGAGAUUCAGGCUGAACAGAGACGGGCCGAGAGAGAGCUGGAGCGAGAGCAGGCCCAUCUCCGACAGCAGCACAGUGAGAUCCAGCAGUGGAUUCUGCAGGAGAAACAGCGCCUAACAGCUGCAGAACAAAGAAGUACCCAAGAAUCAGGAGUUCAAACAGACCUUCUCCCUGCACCCCUUCUGGAGCGCCUAACAAGUCAAGCACCUGAGGAUCAGGAUGGUCAGACAGUUGAUCAACCACCGAUGUUAAUAAGGGCCAGGAAGAGGGCGGUACAGGAGGAGCUACUAAAGCAUCACGCUCUCUGCCGUGCCGAGAGCCGCAUCCGUCGGAAAAGGUUGCACUAUCAGCUGGAGAGAAUUGCCCGUAAGAGGCAUCUACUGGAAGCUAAAAGGGAAUUGCAGAAGCUGGAAAGGGAGCUGCCUCCAGGACUGGACAGUCCUGAGUCUCCUGAGUUGCCAACACAAGUCAGAGGAAGGCAGUUUGUUUCACGUAGACACUCAUUUUCUGCAGAUCUUCUGUCCCGGCUCUACCCACAGCACACUCCUAUCUUCAGACACUUCCUCAAGAGAAAUAGAUCCACAGAACUGCCAUCAGAUUCCUGCUCAACCUCUUAUUCAAUUGGCAGGAAAUGGGUUUCAGAUGAGUGUCUUCCUCGGGGAAGAACCCAGAGUUGUUCUGCCAAGAUCAUCUCAGGUCAAAGUCAAGCUAGCGGAAGUAGAGUAAGCUCCUGCGAGAACAUUACGCCAGUGGUCAAAAAUGAGCCUCAGCCCUGCCGGGGACGACCGGAAAGAAAACCUCUGCUGCCAAACAGAGACCUGUCUUUUAAGAUCAGAUCAGAUCAGAACUCAGCGUUUAGUUUGAAGUCACCUGUUGGAAAGUCUUUGCAGCCAGUGAGUAAGGAAAAUGUUCAAGGACCCAAAACCAGUGAAUCAAGUUCUCCGAUUUUCUCUUGCACAAACAAAAUAACACAACCCUUUACUGAUAGCAAUGAAGUGGAAACCGUUAUAAAACCUUGCUCUUCUUCUGUGGGGCCCAAGUUGAAAACAGUGCUUUCUAAAGUGUUCAAGAAGCCACCCUCAGGUGUGAAAGGAGGCAGAAGCCCCAAAACCUUUGGGAAGAUAGCAAGCAAAUUUAACUGGAGGCAAAGAAAAGACCGUGGCCCGAAAGAUCCCAAGAUGAGCCGUAACAGAUGUGCUGUUAAAACAGCCAUCUCAUGUGAGAGGCUUGACCAAAAGACACCGUUGGAUGACAUCAAACAGAGACGAUGGCAUAGCACUGAGACUCUGAUGAAUAAGACCAGCAGAUGGGUUGAGAACCAUCAGUGCUUAAUUGGAUGGGAGGAAGGGCAAGACGACAGAGAUGAAGGGAUGUCAGACUCUGAGAGCCUUUUCUCUCUUGAUUCCCUCUCCUCUGCUUAUGCUACAGCCUUAGCAGAGCAGCUGCGACAUGAGGAAGCAGCUCAGAGUGAAACAGAGAGUGAAGACAGUCAGAUGUCGAAGGAUUCUUUGGCUAUGGAAAGCAGCGGGAAAAACACAGCAGUGGAGCGGUAUUGCCAAACAUUGGUGCCAACCUACUCAUUAUUGACAGAUAGCUCCCAUUCACUCAUACAUAACUGUAGAACAGGGGAGACCAUUUUAGAUGGGAACAGCUGUCAUAAACCUCAGGUAAUCCCAGCAGAGACAUGCUGGAGCCAACAAGGCUCUCCAAGAUCAAAUCAUUGCAGUGCAAUGAAGAACACUCCUCCUCAUAAGCAAUUAGUAACAAAUUCCAGCUGCAGAGACACUGUACACAAACUGAUUGACGACUUUGGAAACAUCCAAACUACAUCGACAAGCAGCCCAGGCUCCCUGAGCAGCUGCAGCAUUAGGGAGCCAGAAAACAUGCUGGCUCUCACCGAUGCCUGGUCCUCCACAGAUGCAGCAGAUAGUCCAAGGAUUCACAGAGAUUCCCUGCCUUUCCAAAGAAAGAAUGUGCUCAGAUGUGUAGAAAGUAGCAGUAGCGGCAGCCCUAGCCCCAUCACUACAAACCUCCUAGAGUCUCAAAGUGAAUCUAGAAGCUGUAGCUCAACGUCCACCAGUGCUAGUGGUGUAAAUGUGACCGUGCAGGAACACAGUGUUGAGAAUUCAAGGGGAACCACAGGAACAUCAAAUUUUCCACACUCUCAAAGUCUAACAACAAAAGAGGAAGCUCUGAAGGAGGUAGCAUAUUGUGUGGAACAAAAAGAUAGGGUGUCAAAACUCUUUUCAGAUACUUCAGGCUACGGUAGCAACAAAAAUCCAACUGAUUUACCUAACCCAAAUCAAGCCAUGCAUUUGUCACCAACUGAUGUCUGCCAAUCUAAACAAAUAUCACAAGUCAUACUGCCUCAGGUAUUCACUGAUGAGUCUGAAAUGGUGCUGGCUGACUUUGCAAUGCCCUCUGCCUCUGAAAAGUGUACAUCAGGUAUUCGAAUGUCCCCAACCAGUCCGACUAAACAGGGUCAAGUUUUAAGCAAGAAUUCUGACUCUGAAAGUGCCUCUAAACAAUCCACUAAAGAUGAAGGACUGUGCAAUCCAGAUUGUCUGAUGGAAAAAAAGACUCAUUUUCAGCAGCAUGACUUUGGGAAUACCAAUUUUUUCAAAAGGGACCAAACGUUGGACAACGUUGAAACCAAAGGCACUGAGCCGUACAUUUCUUUACAGCAGGAGCUUGUUAAAUCGGCUUGUAAAAAUUCCAGGAAGAGGAACAAAGACCAACAGGAUUCUUUCAUGGGCAGCCUAAAAAUACCAAAAUGGACCAAACGCAAAGAGUCGGUAACUUUGUGCCUUACACCAGUUGGCAGCCGAGAAGGUAAUUGGCCUGAUGACAAUAAUAACACCAGUGACUCAAAGGGGGAGCAAUCUUCUGUCGAAGCUGACAGCCGUGAAUUUGAUUUUAUUACUGUUGAUGGCACAAAAAGACAGGACAAUGUGGCUUCAGUGGUGUCGCCAGUUUACGAUCCCAUGAGCGGAAAACUUGGGCCCAGUUUCCAGAUCUUUGAGGACUUUGAAUGUAACAAAUGUUCUCAGAGUGGUACCUCUGUGGGGGAGAGACUGUCGGUUGAAUCGGUUGGUGUCACAAUAAAGGAAAUACCUGCCGAAACAAAAGGAGGAGAAUGCCAGACUGAUUACCCCAGAAAACAUCAAGAAAAUAGGAAACACACAUGCAAAUCUGAUGCAAUUUGUAGCGCCAUUGAUCUGAGAAUCUCAGAAGUGGUGAAAGAGCACAUGAGUUUGUCAUUGGUUAGCCCUACUGUUGAGAGGAAGAGCAGGAGUAAAAGCCUGAAUGCCUUAUGUUCUGUAUUAAAUGUCAGCUGUAGUAGUGAGAAAAACAAAUGGGCAGAAAAAGAAGUGCAAGACAAAGAAGUGGAAUUAAAAGAAAUCCUCAGUGAACCCUUUCUACUUGGAAAGAUGGAGAGUGAAGACAUAGUGGACAAAAAUGAGCAACAGCAACCUGAUCAGCCAGCUGAACCAAUGGCUGUCCAUGAUCCAAACAUGCUUGAAUCAACUAAAGUAUUACAAAAGAUCAACCAGGGUGGUAACUUUUCUAAUACAACACCAGACCAGUCAACAGUUGAUCAUUCAGCUGGGGUUUUCAAAAGCUCCUCUGCCGUAAACGACAUCCAGUCAAACUCUCAAAGUGUCAGCAGUUCCAGCUUGGACCCAGUUGGUUCGUCCUCAAUGAAUGAUGCCUCCUCUGCAAGGAAGUGCAUGUAUUUCCAAGCAAACACUGUAGAGAAAGAGGUUUUACUUCAAAAACUGAAUGUAACUGGUGGUCAGAAAGUAAGCUCUUCAUGUUAUCCUGUUGCCAACAAUCCAUGUUCUAAUGAAGGUGGAACCCAGAGCAGUCCAAACACCUCUACUUUAACUCCUGAUUUCCAAAAACGUCAACAAAUACCACAUGAAACGCCUUCUUCCAAAGGGUAUACAAAAGAAAUCAAUGGCUAUAGUCAUGUUAAGGAUGUUAAUGUGGAAGCCACAUCCAGGGUUGAAGAUGAAGAUGGCUUUUCAUUCAAACAAAACUCACCAAGUACCAUUCAGCAGCUCAAAAAGUAUCCUGAAACACAUCAAGCAAACCAGAACACACAUAGUGAUGAGAGUUUCUCUUUAAAUCUUGUUACAACAGUUGGAAAUGGUGAAGUAGACAGCACAACGGGUGACAAAGGUUGUAUCAGAUGUGAACAGAAUUGCUCUAAUAACUUCGCGCAGACUUGUGCUGUCAGUGAGAACUACAACGGCAGAUGCCAGCAUGUUUCAAACCAUACUCAGAUUAAUAGCCAACACACUUGUGUAAUGCCAAAUGACAAGGAGACAUUUCACAACCAAUCUGAAGCACAGGUUCCAAAAACAUCCCAAUCAAACUCAGAGGUAACUGAUAACAGUUCAUCACAGCUAAAUUCCAAAAUACCCCAAGAAAAUGUGAUCAGAAAUGCGAGUUGCUGCAGACAGGUUCAGCUGAACCCAUAUGGGGAUAAACUGGCUCAUUCCUCUCUCAUGCCAAAGAAAGGGAGGUCCAAAAGGUUUAGAAGGUCUAAGAUCCAGACAUAUCCCACUUCUUCCUCCGAGUCUUCCCUUAAAUCUACAGAUGAGGAUGAGGAACAUGAGGAAAACAACAGAAUGCUUUCCUCUAAAUGGGUUAAACUUGGACAUCAGAGCAAUUGCAAACUGGAGGCCAGGCUAAUCAGAGGUGGCAAUGAGGAUAAUUCUCAAGUUUGUGCAAGCAAAUCUAACACAAAGACUUACAUGAAUCUGGAUAAAAGAUGCUCUCUGCCCACUCAAGUAAUGCCACAAAAGACAGUUACUGAAACAGUCAUCCCAUAUGUGAAGAAAGGUGAGCUACAACAUACAGCCAUGGCUCGGGACUCUCCUAUGCAUUUUGCCUCCAGUGAUAUCAACCCUUUCGUUCACCAGUGGCAAAGCGAUGGCUCAAACCAACCUUACUAUAAGAACCCAGCAUUUGGAAGUGCUGCUGACCUCUCCUGUAAAUCUCCACUUCUAAACAGCUCUGAAAAACAAAUCACAAGAUGCUGUAGCGUUGACAAUGGUUUGAACUCGCCUUUCAAUUCUCACCUGAGCACUUAUGUCACCAAUAAGGGGCUUUCAAGCACACUAAGCAGUAUGGAGGAUUAUAAGGAGAAUAAGAGCAAAACAUCUCAGCCACAUCCGCAGGCUUCUGUUGAAACUCGCAAUCAUUCAGCUCAUCUGACAGUGAAAGCUGGAAGUUCUGAAACUUCUUCAAGUAAUGGGGCUCAAAGUGGGAUUGGUAACAACCCCAGUCAGGUGGAUGAAAUUAUGUUUGUCUACUCUGAAAAAGACUCCAAGGCAAGUCAGACACAAGCGCAAAGGAGUAGGACGUUAGAACAUGGCACUCAAACUGACUGUAGGCUUCACACAGUCAUUACUGGCAACAGUGACAGUGCACUGAAGAGGAAAGAGCGCCACAAAAGAAGUAAAACAGAUGUUCCUACAACUCAAAAAAUGAAAGUGGAUAUUAAAGAAUCACCAACAUGGGCAAGCAUGGAAAGCAUGUCUGUUCAAAUAUCAAAGCUGAUCAACAGCACUUCAGACCUUCUAGAGGAUGUCCAGGGAAUGAGGACAGGCGAUUCUCUCAACUCCAUAACAAAGAGAAGUUUUAACUUGUUAAAUACCAAUACUUCUUACAAUGAAUCUAAUGACUGUAGCAAAAGAGACUGCUCAACACAGACAUCCAUAGAUGUUGGAAUCCAGACAGAUAGAUCCUCUUCACCAGCCAAGAAUGAGGUUCACCAAACUCCUUAUGAACAGUCCAAACCUCAUGAAGUCAAUGUAAUAGUCAAAGUAAUUGGUUCUGAGGUUGUCAGUGUAUCUCAAGACCAAAAAGUGCACUGUCUCGUGAAGAAUAAGGCAAACACAGAUGAUAAGAUGCAGAGUAUGCCUGACUUGAGAUAUAAAAGCUCAAGGGCUUCCUGCCAGUCAGACAGUGGCCCAGUAUCACAAGUGAAGACUACUGGUGAAAGUCAAAGGCGUGUAAAAUCGGCUUUUUCUGGAGUUUCAAAGCAAAACCUACCUGAAACAUUGUUCAACAAAAGCAGAACAUUAUCUGAAACCAUCCAUAGAUCGCCAAAAAAGUCUGACAGCUCCAGUAAUUGCUUGAGAAAUGACUUGAAGAAAGCUACAUACACAGACCGUGCUUCAUCUCCAAUACAGACCGUGGCUGUUGGGUUGCGUAUAAAGCAGAAAGGAAACCAAUCAACACAAUAUUCCUCCAAAAACCAGGAUUGUAAUUCUGAAAAAGACGGCUUUACUGCACAAUCAUGCAAACUUUCUGGAUGCAAAACUGUUUCAGAGACUGAUAACAUUUCCAGACAGGGCUGUGAUGUGUCUUCUUGUACAUCAGAAUCCUUAUCACUUGGGAAAGAGAGUCAAGUGCCUUGCUCAAGCCCAAAAGAUUCCGAUAAGGGCUCUAUAAGCCUAACUUCAUCUCUGGAUGUAUAUACAGGCCCCAAGAGGCAAAAUGUCUCCCAUAAAAGUGACCAAUUCACAUGGCACAUGGAGGAAGGGACUUCAACAGGAGGUUUAACCAUGCAUAAACAAAUCAGUCCAAUAUCAAGACCACCUCAUGUGCACAAAGCUAGACAAACAGAGGAGGCAAACUACUCAAGAGCUGCACUUGAGUGUGUAGAUUUUUGUGUUGAUACCUACAAUCAGUCCCAACUUAGCAAAACAACUCUUCAAGAGGAUGAUAUGGUGUCGCUGGCACCCAGUGAGUGCAACACAGAUGUCCUUGUAAACUUUGAACCAAUCAGCAGUGUGUCCCUGUGCAAAGACCAACAGAUUAUCCCGGAAGACCUCCCCAUGCACAACAAGUUCACCAACUGGUCAGGCAUCAGCCACCAGCAAUCAAAACCAUCCAACAAACAGGCCUCAGUUCUAGCCAAAGACUAUGUCAAGAGCAGGAAGAAUGCUGAGUGGGGUGAAAUGGAGAGUCACGGCUCACAUGUAGAAUAUACAGGGCAGAGCAACAGACGGGUGAGAGAGAUUGAGAGGCUGAGGCAGGAGAGAGAGCAUGUCAUGGCAACCGUCAACAUCAGCAUGAACCACACGCCGCUGACUGUGGAGCUCACAGAGGCCAAGCUACACUACAGCCUGGGAGAGACAGACACACUGUUAAAGAUGCUGUCUCCAAGGUCCACAGAGGAACCAGCAACAUCUGCUCCAACCAAACAGCAGCUGUACGAUCAACAUCGCAGGAGUAUUGAGGGUCUGAGACAGCAGAGGGAAGACCGUCUGCAGUCUUAUCGCAGAGCUCGUAGUUUGAGUCCAAGCAAACAUCUUCACACCUCUCCACCAGAGGCUGCUUUCUCCUCUAAGAUGUCUGCUGCCACGCCCAUUAGGCAUAAAGAGUACCUGCGACAGCUACACCAAGAGGUGAUUGACAACACCAGAACACCAGACCCACCACGAGGAGAGGGCCAGUGUCCAUCUGACAUUGAGCAGCUCCUGCGGGACUAUGGGCGAGCCCGAGAGGAGGCACGGACAGAGAUUGCGAAGGCUCGAGAACGACUGCGAGAGAGGACCGAACAGGAGAAGAGGAGGCUUCAGCAGCAGGCUCUGUCACAGGAAGCCAAGGAUGACUUGAGACAUCGUACAAGAAUCAGUAGCAGUACCUUGUGUACUGGAUCCAGCCUCAGCCUCUCUUCUGGACCGACUUCAGGGUACAACAGUGGCAACGCUGCCCAGCUACAGCAAAGCAACAGAAUGCUUCUUAAUGGACAGAUGCCAGAGUUCCAGGAUGAAGGGCUGAAGGUCAGGACAUGUCCUCCUGUAUGUGGUCCACAAAGUGUGAAAACACACAGAGUGUGGCUGUCUGCCCAUGAUGUUCGUCUUGAACCUCCUGUGACCGGGUUUGAGCCACUGAUGGCUUCGACGCCAUCACCAACAGCUUGUCCACGUCAGCGCACUGCCUCCUUUGGCUCCUCCUCUUCCAUAUCCAUAGCCUACCAGGAUAUUACAUCCAGUCUCCUCAGCCGAGCUCUGGCCGAGGUGCGGUUGGCUUCUUCCGGGGAUUUGAGCAACCUGCUGGUAGGCAAGCCCACAGCAGGCUGGAGAUAUCAGGGGGAAGAACGAGGCAUCCAGGCUUACUACAAGCCCUCCUCCAGCCCGUCUGUCCACGGUUUUCUCGGGGCCGGGGAGCUGAACAGACCUGUGGACAGUCUGUGGAACAUAAUCUGCCAGCUGUCCAAGAGCCACAUGUACAAUCAGUCAGUCCGUUCAGUCUGGACACGACCACUAGAUGACAGCACUCAGCUGGUGUACAUACUGACAGAUCCGUCCUCCUGCCACCUCAGCCAGCCGCGAGACUUCUGCUGCAUCAGCACUGAAUCCAAACGGGGUGGCCGCUACAUCCUGGCGAUGCAGUCUGUGUUUGAGGAGUCUCUGCCUCGUCCUAGUGUAGACGCCGUCCGAGGGGAGAUGAUGCCCAGUUGUUGGAUACUGCAGCCAGUCAGGCAUAAUGGAAAGGAAGUCACCAGGAUCAUCUACCUGCUACAGGUGGACUUAGGAACUCCAUCUUUUCCUCACCGAUUGUUAAACACUGUUGCCAGAAGACAAGCGGCUGUCAUUGCUGACCUUGAUGUUUUCCUCGCUUCGUAAAUCCCUGGGAUGAAGACACAUUAGCUGUGAGCACUUAGACUAAACUGUCUCCAGCAGGGAGUUAGUCUGUCUUUUACUUUUGCACCUGAAAACUAUUUACUUGACUUUUUUUAAUUCUAAGAGCACUGUUACAUUGAUUUUUAUUUUUUAAAGUUGAAGCAGCUUUUUUGCAUGAAGGUAUUUUUUAUAUUAAAGAUUGAAACUGUGUUUUUAUAUGUGUAAUGUACAGUAUCGCUUGUAACAAUCAGAUUUCCUUUUUUAUUAUUAUUUUUUUAUUUUUUCUACCAAAGAUUAGUAAGAAGCCUUAGGGAACCACUUGAAAUGACAUUAAGCUUGAUAAUUAGAUAGCGACUGCUUCAAAGAUUCCCCAUUAAAUCCAUUUAUUGAUCUUAAAAAAAAAAAACAAAGGUAAUUUCUUAUGUCAAUCAUAGCUUAAUUGUAUCAGCAGUUCAGCUCCCAAACAGUUCAACACUAUGAUGUUGGCUUUUUUUUUUUUUUUCAAUUUUAUGACAUGGAGCUGAUAUGUUAGAGUUUAUAAGGUCAGUUACAUAGCUUUAGCAGAAAAUACAAGGUCAUACUUUUUUAGUCAGUGGUGGUUAUUUACUAACCUACUGUUUUAUGAAUACAAGAAAGUAAAUGUAGCCCAAUUUAAGCUCAUAUUCAGAAGCAAUACAGCUUUUCCUCGGAUCUAAUUUAAACAUUUUUCUAAGAAGCAAAGAUAUGUAAGGUAUGUACUUAUUUCCUCAGGCAUUGCAUAUUUUAACCACUGAAAGUUGUUAAUUCAGCAGAGAAUGAACUUCUGAAGCAAAAAGGGAAAGUAUGAACUUUUUAGAGGAGAUGGAUCAUCAAAAAAGGUUAAAGAAAGGAAAGUUUAACUUUCCUGGAGAGGGUUGGUUUGCAACACUUUUCAAAUCUAUAUGAUUUUUUUCUGUUAUAUUUCCUCAAAAAAACACUACCAACUAAAAACAACUUUAACCCAUUAAAGCCUGAAAACACCAAUUAAAGCCAGGAAUUUCUCAUUUUUUUGGAUCUGAAAUGUUUAUUUACCUUUCUACUGAAAUUCAAAAUAAUCCAAAUUUCCAUUAA
Molecule: messenger RNA, 11901 nt
Organism: Cheilinus undulatus (humphead wrasse)
Lineage: Eukaryota; Metazoa; Chordata; Actinopteri; Labriformes; Labridae
Gene: stard9
Product: StAR-related lipid transfer (START) domain containing 9
Exons: 32
Coding region: 214-10815 (3533 amino acids)
Biological process (GO): microtubule-based movement
Molecular function (GO): microtubule motor activity; microtubule binding; lipid binding
Source: RefSeq, a predicted model, not a curated record